CUCAAAUAAAGGAUGCUAGAAUAAUCUGGACAUACCAAAGCUCUUUCAGAAGGUUUUUAGACUGUAUUUGAGUCUGAUUUGGAAAGUUUAUAAAAGUUUAAGUUAAAUCUAAACAUGUAGAAGACCAAAAUCAAGUUCAUAAGAAAAUUAUAGAAGAUUAUUUGAGAUAACAAAAGAUUGUUCUCAUUAAUAAAUACCAUAAGCUCAUUCAGAUGAAAUUCCAGAAUUCGAUUCUCUUGAGGAUUCAUGUUAAAUUAGACCUUCAAUGUGUACUAAUAAAUCAAACAAAUAAAGUUAAGAAAGUGAGGUGAAAUUAUUCGAAAAAGAAUUAAUAUAACCUAUGAAUGAAGAUGAUUAUUAAUUAAUAGUUAAGAGUGAAAAAGAGCAAUGCAAAUUGCCUCCAAUUAUGAUGAAGAAUGGGGGGUGUUACAUAGGAUACUGGUACAAAAAAAAACCUUAAGGUUAAGGAGAAUAUAAAUUCGCAGAUUCAAGCAGAUAUAAUGGUGAGGUAAUAGAACUUACAAUUAAAUUUAGUGGAUUAAUGGCUAUGCAAGUGGAAAAGGAAAAUUUUAUGAUGCAGAAGGUGGAUAUUAUUAUGGAGAUUUUCAUUUGAAUUAUAUGCAUGGCAAAGGUGUGUAUAAUUAUGUUGAUGGUUCGAUUUAUGAUGGUAGAAAUAUGUUUAUAUCUUAUGAAGGAUAAUGGUUGAAUGAUAAAUUCAAUGGAUAUGGGAUUGAAGUUAAAAGCGAUUCUCAUUACAAAGGUAUUUUACUAGAGCGAUAUUAGGUUAAUUUCGAAAUGGUUUGAAGCAUGGUCAUGGAAUCUUAAUAUUCAGUAAUAAAGAGAAGUAUGAAGGUUAAUUUAUGAAUGGUCAAUUUGAAGGAAAAGGAACCUUUGUAUUUUUGAUAAUAAUAUUAUAAGAUAUGGCCAGAUGGAAGAAGAUAUUAAGGAGAUUGGAAAAAUGGAAUGAUGCAUGGUUAAGGAAUUUUGUAGUGGCCAGAUGGUAUUUUCUAUUAUAAAGACUUUAGGUCGAGUUUAUGUUGGAUAAUAUGUAAAUGAUAAGAGAUAAGGUUUCGGAACAUUUCAAUUUGCUGAUGGUCGAAAAUAUUCAGGUUAAUGGAUGAAUGGUUUAUAACAUGGAAGUGGAGAAUUUACAGAAUCACAUGGAUAAAUUACUAAGGGAGUAUGGAGGGAAGGUAAAUUAUUUUCUCUUAUUUGA
This is a messenger RNA of Paramecium sonneborni, 1216 nucleotides long. The record is from the annotation of a GenBank genome assembly. Lineage: Eukaryota; Ciliophora; Oligohymenophorea; Peniculida; Parameciidae.